GUUUUCCAACGCUUUUCACUCUGAUCUGGAUAAUAGCAAAACUCUACUUUGAAGACACAGCAUGCUGGGAUAUUAAUCAAGACUCUCCAUACUGGUGGCUAAUCAAAGGACCUAUUAUAAUUUCUGUUGGGGUCAAUUUUGUCCUAUUUAUCAACAUCAUCAGAAUUUUGCUGAAAAAGCUGGACCCUAGACAAAUCAACUUCAAUAACUCUUCUCAGUACAGACGUCUCUCAAGGUCAACUCUGCUUCUAAUUCCAUUAUUUGGAACCCAUUAUAUUGUCUUCAACUUUCUUCCGGAAUAUACCAGCCUGGGGGUUCGACUUUACUUAGAGCUCUGCAUUGGAUCUUUUCAGGGGUUUAUUGUAGCAGUUCUCUACUGUUUUCUGAACCAAGAGGUACAAACGGAAAUUGGCCGGAGGUGGCAUGGUAAGAGAUAUGGACUUAUGCCAGUGUGGAGGAGGACAAGAUGGACGGUGCCAUCUAGUUCUGGAGUAAAAAUGACCACAUCUGUGUGCUAA
Molecule: messenger RNA, 518 nt
Organism: Charadrius vociferus (killdeer)
Lineage: Eukaryota; Metazoa; Chordata; Aves; Charadriiformes; Charadriidae
Product: growth hormone-releasing hormone receptor-like
Exons: 6
Biological process (GO): adenylate cyclase-activating G protein-coupled receptor signaling pathway; cell surface receptor signaling pathway; positive regulation of cell population proliferation
Cellular component (GO): plasma membrane
Molecular function (GO): peptide hormone binding; growth factor binding; growth hormone-releasing hormone receptor activity
Source: RefSeq, a predicted model, not a curated record